Messenger RNA from Sporothrix brasiliensis 5110, 1134 nucleotides. RefSeq names its product xenobiotic compound monooxygenase, DszA family. Lineage: Eukaryota; Fungi; Ascomycota; Sordariomycetes; Ophiostomatales; Ophiostomataceae. Gene Ontology annotation, molecular function: oxidoreductase activity, acting on paired donors, with incorporation or reduction of molecular oxygen; monooxygenase activity. The record is from RefSeq and is a predicted model, not a curated record. The coding region runs from base 1 to 1134 and encodes 377 amino acids. The transcript has a single exon.
AUGGCAGCUGUCACCAAACACCUGUCGUUUGGUAUCACGGCAUCCACUUCCUUUGAGCCGCCCUUCCUGUUGGCGAAGCGGUUCUCGACUCUGGACCACUUGACGGACGGCCGAAUUGCUUGGAACAUUGUCACAUCCUGGAAGAAGUCGGCGUUUCAGGCGAUUGGUAUCGAUGCACCCAUCGAACACGAUCUUCGGUACGAGCAGGCAGACGAAUACCUGCGUGUGACGUAUAAACCCUGGGAAGGGUCUUGGGCCGAUGAUGCUGUAACAGAAGAUACCGCAACGGAUACUUAUGCGGACCCUGACAAAGUCCGUACCAUCCACCAUCAUGGCCGUUUCUACAAUCUCGACUCUCGACACAUCGUAGACCCAUCUCCGCAACGCACGCCGUUCUUGUUCCAGGCAGGCACAUCCAGUGCCGGGUCGUCUUUUGCGGCACAGCAUGCUGAGGCAAUCUUUGUGUCUGGCCACGCUCCUGCUGUGCUUCGCCCGAAGAUCGACAACAUCAGAAAACUUGCUGCGGAAGCCGGCCGUGACCCGCGCUCAAUCAAAGUCUUUGCAACGUUCACACCGGUGCUUGGCCACACGGACGAAGAAGCCAAGGAAAAGCACGAAGAGUUCAAAAAGUAUGCUUCAACCAUUGGGGGUCUUGUCCUUGUCAGUGGCUGGACAGGAAUUGAUCUAUCUGCCCUGCCGCUCGAUAAAGAGAUCACUAGUGAUGACGCGAGUGUUCCGGACCGCGUGCACAGCAUCCUUGAUGCUUUUUCUAUGACGAGUGAGGAGAUCCCCAAGUGGACACCACGGGUCAUUGCUGAGCGUGCCUCAAUCGGUGGUCUGGGACCCGUCUCGAUCGGUAGUCCGGAAGCAGUAGCCGACGAGCUGGAAAAAUGGAUUCGUGAGGCAGAUGUGGACGGUUUCAAUCUUGGUUAUGUUAUUACGCCCGGAAGUUUUGAGGACAUUGUGGACCUCUUGAUUCCUGAGCUUCGGAAGCGUGGUAUCUACCCUGAACUCCCAACAGACGGAGGCGAAGCGCUCACCGCACGUGAACGGAUUUAUGGAAAAGGACAAAAAGGCCUUCGCAAUGACCAUCCUGGAAAGAAGUACGCCUACGAGUCGUACGUAGAGGAAUAA